Messenger RNA from Triticum aestivum (bread wheat), 2016 nucleotides. Its product is annotated as pentatricopeptide repeat-containing protein At1g33350. The transcript has a single exon. Gene Ontology annotation, molecular function: RNA binding; protein binding. Gene Ontology annotation, biological process: RNA modification. The record is from RefSeq and is a predicted model, not a curated record. Lineage: Eukaryota; Viridiplantae; Streptophyta; Magnoliopsida; Poales; Poaceae. The coding region runs from base 26 to 1606 and encodes 526 amino acids.
AAGCCCCGCGCGGCGCCACGCGACGAUGCUUCCGGCACCUCCUCCGUUCUCCCACGGCGACUUCGUCGGCGUUCUCUCCCGCUGCGCCACCCUCGCUCACCUGAAGCAGCUCCAUGCCCACUCCAUCGUCACCGCCCGCGCCGCCACGCAGCCCACCACCUUCCACCUCCUCCGUUUCGCAUCCCUCCGCCUCUCCUGCCUCCCGUACGCCCGCCGCCUCUUCGACUCCACGCCCUAUCCCAAUGUCUUCCUCUACUCCGCCAUGCUCUCCGCCUACGCCGCCGCGUCCCCCGCGCAGGCGUACGCCCGGGACGCCCUCGCCCUCUUCCUCCGUAUGCUCCGCCGCGGCCGCUCCGCGCCCAACCAGUUCGUCUACCCGCUAGUCCUCCGCGCCGCCUGCGUCGUCGGCGUCCAGCUGGUUAGGUCGAUCCAUUCGCACGCCUACAAGAGCGGGUUCCACGCGCAUGAUGUUAUAAGGACUUCGCUGCUUGAUGGGUACUCGAGGUAUGGCAUGAUGCUGGACGCACGAAAGUUGUUUGAUGGUUUGACCGAGAGGAAUGUGGUCUCCUGGACCGCGCUGCUGUCCGGCUACACAAGGGCCGGGAAGGUCGGAGAUGCGAUUGUUCUGUUUGAACGGAUGCCCGAGAGGGAUGUGGCUGCGUGGAACGCGAUGAUCGCUGGCUGCACGCAGAAUGGAUUGUUUCUGGAGGCUCUGGGGAUUUGUAGCAGGAUGGUGGAAGAGGGGUUCCGGCCGAAUGGGACCACAGUUGCUUGUGUGCUGUCUGCAUGUGGGCACCUUGGGAUGCUGAAAAUCGGGAAGGUGAUCCAUGGUUAUGCGUGGAGGAGCUGUGUUGGUUUUGGCUCGUCUGUUGUGAAUGGGUUGAUUGAUAUGUAUGGCAAAUGCGGGACUUUGAAGGGGGCGAGGUGGAUGUUUGAUGAGUUUUCCGACAAGAGUCUGACCACAUGGAAUUGUCUGAUUAAUUGCCUUGCACUACAUGGGCACAGCAAGAGUGCAAUUGCUGUCUUCGGUGAGAUGAGGGACGCGGGAAUUGAACCUGAUGAGGUUACAUUUGUGGGAUUGUUAAAUGCGUGCACCCAUGGUGGAUUUGUCGAUGAAGGGCUUAUGUACUUUGAACUCAUGUGCGAUGAGCUGAGAAUUGAGCCGGAGAUUGAGCAUUAUGGGUGUAUCAUUGACCUUCUUGGUCGAGCAGCACGAUUUGAAGAUGUAAUGAAUGUUAUUAAAGAUAUGAAAGUCCAACCAGAUGAGGUCAUUUGGGGGUCACUUCUCAAUGCCUGUAGGAUACACAGACAGCUAGAGCUUGCUGAGUUUGCUAUAAGAAAAUUACUGCAGUUGAAUCCAAACAAUGUUAAUUAUGUUGUGAUGCUGGCAAACUUAUACAGUGAAGGUGGAUCCUGGGAACAGGUUACGAAGGUACGGAAGCUGAUGCAGGAGGAUAUGGGCAAGAAAGUGCCUGGUUGUAGUUGGAUCGAGGUGGAUCGCAAGACACAUAUGUUUUACUCUGGCGACGAUACUCAUCCUGUAUCAGAGGAUAUCUGUAACACUCUUGUGGAAUUAGUGGCUUCAAUGGAAAUGUGUCAGGAUUAAUUUUUUAUAGACGCAACAGGAGCUCUGCCUAUAUAGUAUUAGGAGAAGUAGACAUUACAGGCUGAAGCCAAAAUAGAAGAAAAGCCCGUGAUGAUUGAUUUGGAAAGAUUGAUAGUUUUAGUUUGAAAGUCGUGAGCUUCUAUUCCGUAAGUGAAGUGGGGUAAAUUGAAACUUUUGACCUAGGCUGAUUAGGAGUUAUGCUGGAUGCACACAUGAAGGUGUUCCCUCGAACCCCACUAUCAGGUUACUCCAUGCCAGAGGUAGUACUUAUGCCAGUAGUGUACUGUACUUGUGUAGCGGACUUAUGCGUUACUAUUUCAUAGCGCAAUUGGUGCAUAAGGUAUGCAUGUAUUUUCAUGUCAUUCAUAUUGAUUAUUUAAAUUAUGAAUGACCUUAUAUAUUUAUGUUAA